Molecule: messenger RNA, 1087 nt
Organism: Phalaenopsis equestris
Lineage: Eukaryota; Viridiplantae; Streptophyta; Magnoliopsida; Asparagales; Orchidaceae
Product: 2-Cys peroxiredoxin BAS1, chloroplastic-like
Exons: 8
Coding region: 87-896 (269 amino acids)
Biological process (GO): cell redox homeostasis; hydrogen peroxide catabolic process; response to oxidative stress
Molecular function (GO): thioredoxin peroxidase activity
Source: RefSeq, a predicted model, not a curated record
AAGGCUUAAAACCCUCACCAUUUCGACCCGGGCUUAUCCGCAGGCAUAAGAGAAAUUGGAGAGAUAGCAAAGUUAACUUCCGCUCCAUGGCGUACUCGGCUCCUUCAGUACUCUCGACGAGCCACAGCGCCUUUUCAUCUAAAACCCCCACUCCGAUGGCCUUCUCCUUUUCUCCUUCAAUGCCUCUUGCUCGAACGAUUGCCAUUCCAAGAAACUUCCAUGGCCUGAGGAAGAUUUUCCAGCCUUGCUCUCCUAGGAUCGUCUCAGCUCCCAGAUUGCAUAAGAGAAUUUUCUGCAUCAAUGCUAGCUUACCGUUGGUGGGAAAUCCAGCACCAGACUUUGAGGCAGAGGCAGUAUUCGACCAGGAGUUUAUCAAGGUUAAACUAUCUGACUAUGUUGGGAAAAAGUAUGUCAUUCUCUUUUUCUAUCCUCUGGAUUUCACAUUUGUUUGUCCAACAGAGAUAACUGCCUUCAGUGAUCGAUAUUCAGAGUUUGAGAAACUAAAUACAGAAGUAUUGGGGGUUUCAAUUGACAGUGUGUUCUCCCAUCUUGCAUGGGUUCAAACUGAUAGGAAAUCAGGUGGGCUCGGUGAUUUAAAAUAUCCUCUCAUAUCCGACGUGACGAAAUCAAUCUCAAAAUCUUAUGAAGUUUUGAUUGCCGACCAGGGAAUUGCACUUCGUGGUCUUUUCAUCAUUGACAAGGAAGGAAUUAUUCAGCACUCGACCAUCAAUAACCUCGCGAUUGGCCGGAGCGUCGAUGAAACCAAGAGAACUCUUCAGGCUCUGCAGUAUGUACAGGAGAAUCCUGAUGAGGUAUGCCCGGCUGGAUGGAGGCCUGGGGACAAGUCCAUGAAACCAGAUCCAAAGCGCAGCAAGGAGUACUUUGCGGCUAUUUAGGUACUUCACUCUCUUGGAUGUGCCGGCUAAGCUGGGAGUUAAUUAUAUUAGAAUUUACUAUUAUUUAAUGAGAAAAUGGGUUGGCUGAAAUUAAAUAGCCAUGUUUUUUAUGUUUUCUUACAUUGAUUUGCCAAAAGCUGCUUUCACAUUUCAGUCUCCCUAUUUCAUGAGCUUUUGAUCGGUGACAUUGU